AUGAAGAAUAGACACUCAUCAUUAGCAGUAUUGGAACUCAUACACAGGUACGGUCCAUGUGCUGACGAGCUGCAGCUCACGAAGCCAAGAAAACCGACGAGACACGAUGUUGCUAGCACUCCUCUCAGCCCUGUCGAAUUCCAAUUAUACAGCUACUACAUCGUCACCAUGGGCUUCGGCACGCCAGAACAAAAGAUGUCCCUCUUUGUGUCCCUCGGAAGCGACGUUACAUGGAUUCAGUGCAAACCGUGCCAUAAGGGGAACUGUUAUAGACAGAAAGACCCAUUGUUCGACCCCUCCAAAUCCACUUCCUACUCCCACAUCCCCUGCAAGUCUACUCAAUGCUCUAUCCUGGCUCCCGACACCCCUUCUGGCCCCACCUGCUCCUCAACUGGCAACUGCGCUUACAGAGUCAAUUACACCGAUGGCUCCGAAACUCGUGGCGACUUCAGCAAGGACACGCUUACUAUUGCACCAAACAUUAACGUCUCUGCUUUCAUGUUUGGCUGUAGCCAUUAUUCUAAUAUCAAUGUUGGACUUGAAGCUGGAGUUUUGGCCCUCAGCAGAUCCAACUCAUCCAUAGUUUCCCAAACUGCGAAUCAGUUUGAUCAAUGUUUCUCCUACUGCAUCCCUUCCAACCCAUCCUCCAAAGGCUUUUUCGCACUCGGAAAAGAUUACAAUUGUACCACAAAAUUUACCCCUUUGAUUUAUAUAUCACAAUCCCCAUAUAUGUAUUUCAUCACCAUGAUUGCCAUAGCCGUGGACGGACGCAAGUUACAUUUAGACGCAACAGAUUUUGGGGGACCUGGAAACACCUACAUGAACUCCGGCACAACCAUCACCCAACUCCCGAAUAAUGUGUACAAAGUGUUGGCAAGAACAUUUAACUAUUUUAUGAUCAAUGACUACGGAUACUUCAACGCAAAACCGCCAUAUGAUGCCUUAGGCCUCGACUAUUGUUUCGUCCCUCAUCACAAAAAUGUUGUCCCAGUUGUGUCAUUCACCUUUCAGAAUAACGUGCAAAUCGAUUUGAAUUUUUUCGGAACAAUUAUAUUUUACAACAAAUCUCUAAUGUGCUUUGCUUUCGCCGGCAAUGACGAUUAUUCUCCUACUUUCGGCACUACUCAGCAGAAAACAUUCGAGGUCGUGUACGAUGUUGGAAAACAGAGAUUAGGGUGGAUCCAAGGCAUGUGUUAG
Molecule: messenger RNA, 1197 nt
Organism: Striga hermonthica
Lineage: Eukaryota; Viridiplantae; Streptophyta; Magnoliopsida; Lamiales; Orobanchaceae
Source: the annotation of a GenBank genome assembly